AUGUCGCCAAGCCAGAAGGGUCAUUUCAAGCUUCUCCAAAGAUUCAAGCCGGACUACUCACCCAGCGAGUUUGUUCAGUAUGAGUCGACGAGGACUGGCAUGAGGGUAGUGGUCAUCGACCAGAAGGGCCCCAAGGUCACUGGAUACUUCGUUUUGGCUACUGAGAUCCACGAUGACUCGGGAGCCCCGCACACAUUAGAGCACCUGUGCUUCAUGGGAUCGCGGAAUUACAGAUACAAAGGAUUCCUUGACAAGCUCGCCACACGGGUCUACUCUAGCACAAAUGCUUGGACUGCCACUGACCACACAGCGUACACGCUGGACACAGCGGGCUGGGAGGGGUUUGCUCAGAUCUUGCCUGUGUACCUAGAGCAUGUGAUUGCCCCGACGUUGACCGAUGAAGGGUGCUAUACCGAGGUCCACCACAUCGAUGGAGCUGGAAAUGAUGCGGGUGUGGUCUACUCGGAGAUGCAGGGUGUACAGAACAACUCCGCCGAGUUGAUCGACUUGACUGCUCGACGGUUGACAUACCCAGAUGGUGUAGGUUUCCGUUAUGAGACCGGUGGUAUGAUGGAGCAGCUUCGUGUUCUCACGGCGGAGCGCAUCCGAGCAUUCCAUCGGGAAAUGUAUCAGCCUAAGAACCUGUGUCUGAUCAUCACGGGUGAGGUAGAUCAUGAGAACAUGUUGAACGUUUUGGACAAGUUCGAAGAUACCAUUCUAGAUGUCAUUCCUAGCCCAGAUGCGCCUUUCACACGCCCUUGGGUGGAUUCUAAGCAGGCGCCUCCGCUGGAGAAAUCCACCGUACAGAGGGUCGAGUUCCCGGAAGAAGACGAGUCUUUUGGAGAGAUCGAGAUCAGAUUCCUCGGUCCUGAUUGCACGGACCCCGUUCAAACCGGGGCUGUCAACGUUGCCCUGCUGUAUCUGGCUGGAUCUUCUGCUUCUUUGCUGGACAACAUCUUGGUGGAGAAGGAGCAGCUCGCCAGUGCAGUGUAUUAUGCCACCGAAGAUCACCCCAGCAUCGAGAUUCGCUUUACCCUGACCAGUGUAGAAACGAAGAAGAUCGCCAAGGUGGAGCAGCGUUUCUUCGAGGUUCUCAAGGAUGCUAUGGAGAAGGAGCUCGACAUGAAGUAUCUCCGGGAAUGUAUCGACCGACAACGACGUACCUGGAAGUUCUCGACGGAAACGUCAGCUUCCUCUUUCGCUGAGUAUGUCAUCUCUGACUUCCUCUUUGGGAAACGGGACGGGUCCACCAUGCUCGACGUAUCGACCUUGAAGGAAUACGACGUAUUGGAGAAGUGGAGCGAAGGAGAAUGGCGCAGCUUCAUCAAGAGGUGGAUUUCCGAUGCCAACCAUGUUACAAUCUUGGGUGUUCCGUCCUUGAAGAUGUCCGAGACCCUCAAAAAGGAGGAAGAAGCCCGCGUCGCCGAGCAGAAGAAGCGGCUGGGCGAGGAGGGCUUGAAAAAGCUUGCGGACAAGCUCGAGAAAGCAAAGGCUGAGAAUGACAAAGAGAUUCCUAAGGAGAUGCUGGAGAACUUCCAGAUCCCUGGCGUUGAAUCUAUCCAUUUCGUCGAAACGACAACUGCCCGUUCGGGUACGGCCCUGAAACUGGGACGUCCGGAAAACAAGCCUCAAAACUUGGUGGAUGCUGAUGGUUCUGAUCUGCCAUUGUUCAUACACUUUGAGCACAUCCCAAGCAGCUUCGUUCAGCUCUCCCUUCUGAUCUCAGCGGCAGCUGUUCCGGUGCAGCUCCGGCCCCUUCUUUCCGUGUACACCGAAGCGUUCUUCAACCUGCCGAUCCAGCGUGAUGGAAAGACCAUCGACUUCGAACAGGUCGUUGUUGAGUUGGAGAGAGAUACAGUUGGUUACUCUAUGGAAGGAGCCAGGAGCUUGGGAACCUCGGAGAUGCUGCGUAUCUCUUUCCAGGUGGAGCUGGAGAAGUAUAGCACCGCAGUCGCAUGGCUUCAGGAGCUUUCUUGGAACUCGAUCUUCGAUGUUGAGAGACUGCGCGCAAUCACCAGCCGCCUCCUCUCCGAUGUUCCUGACUCCAAGCGAAGCGGCGACGACAUGCUGGCAGCUGUGCAUGUCAUGGUCCACUAUGCGGCCGAGUCCAUUGUACGCGCUCGCAGCACUUUGGUCAAGGCCCGCUAUCUGAAGCGGAUCAAGAAGCAAUUGGCUGACGAGCCGGAAUCCGUCGUUGCGCGCAUGGAGGAGAUCCGCAAGAGCCUCUUCCGGUUCGAGAACAUGCGGGUUGUGGUUAUCGCCGACCUCGAGAAACUCCAGAACCCCGUGUCGGCCUGGAAGCCGUAUGCUGAGCGGCUGGGAGCUGUUGCUCCUCUUCGACCCAUCACCGCCAGAAGGCCGUUGCUCAGCGAGGCUGGCCAGCACCUCGGCGGCAAGUCGUACGUGGUGCCCAUGCCGACGAUCGAUUCUUCCUUUGCGUACGCCACGGCGCGAGGCUUGGACUCUUACGACGACCCGAACCUGCCUGCCUUGCUGGUCGCGAUUGCGUACAUGAACGCCGUGGAGGGUCCUCUCUGGGUCGCCGUCCGCGGCAAGGGUCUGGCGUACGGUACCAACUUCGCCUACAACAUCGACACCGGAUUCGUCAAUUUCGAUGUGUACCGUUCGCCCAACGCCCACAAGGCCUUCGAUUCGAGCAAGCAGAUCGUCGAAGACCACCUUUCUGGGGCCAUCGCGUUCGACCCGCUGAUGAUGGAGGGGGCGAUCAGCAGCAUCGUGGUCAGCUUCGCCAACGAACAGGCCACGAUCGCCAACGCCGCAUCGGACAGCUUCAUCCGUCAGGUCGUCCGCCGCCUGCCCAGCGACUACAAGGAAAACAUGCUCAAGCGGGUGCGCGCCAUCAGCGUGGAGGAAGUCAAGGGUGCUCUGCGCCAGAUCAUCUUGCCCCUGUUCAACCCGACGACGGCCAACAUCGUCAUCACCUGCGCCACGGUGAUGGAGGAGACAAUCAAGGAAGGCCUACAAGCCUCCGGCUUCACGCCCAAGGUGCAAGCUCUUAAGGAGUUCGAAGACGACUACGGUCUGAAGACCGGUAACGACAACGAUGACGAGGAGGAGUCGGAUGACGAGGACGAGGAGGACGAGGACGACUCAGAAACCGGAUCCGAAGACGAGGAGGACUCCGACGAUGACUCCGACGAGGAAGACGAGUGA
Molecule: messenger RNA, 3174 nt
Organism: Aspergillus homomorphus CBS 101889
Lineage: Eukaryota; Fungi; Ascomycota; Eurotiomycetes; Eurotiales; Aspergillaceae
Product: putative zinc metalloprotease
Exons: 3
Coding region: 1-3174 (1057 amino acids)
Molecular function (GO): metal ion binding
Source: RefSeq, a predicted model, not a curated record